Molecule: messenger RNA, 1093 nt
Organism: Lolium perenne
Lineage: Eukaryota; Viridiplantae; Streptophyta; Magnoliopsida; Poales; Poaceae
Source: RefSeq, a predicted model, not a curated record
GGAAGCGGCACGGAAUGCUGGCCCUGAGCAGAUUGUGCCUCACAACUUCGCCGCUUUCAACAACUACCUCGAGUGGUUCCAUGAGAACACGCGUAUCGAGUUAGUUAAGCACGCGUAUCCUGAGGAGAUCUUGGACGACCCCAUCCAGUUCGAUGAGGUUGGGCAAAGCCAGCACGACAGAUUUGCUCGCAGAGGGAGAUCGACUUCUAUUGCUUCCGAGCUGAACUUCAUGGUAUUCUAUUCUCUCACUAACUAGUACAUCAUCUACAUUGCCAUGUGAACGCUUCAAUUGUGUAUGCUAUAUUUGUCACAGCGGAAGGAGAUCGAAAAAACAGCUGAGGAGUGCGAGGUUAUGUGGGAGCAGAGCGGGAGAGAUGACAAGCCUGUCCGACCGUUGCGGUAUUUCAUUAAGAACACUGCACGAAAGAUGCGGCGGUUAGCCAGCUUGCUAGGUUGCCGGGAAGCCGAAAUCGCUACAUCUUCCUCUUCAGAAGAGCGGGAGAUUCCUGAGGACGAGCUAAUUCUGAGUCAAGCCAUACUUCCAAAGCGUACCUCCAAGCAAGCCGCACGGUCAGCUUACCAGUUGAAGCCAAGGGGCAAGGGUCCAAACCGGUACACUCCGGAAGAUUAUGUCAGCUGAGGAAAGAAGGUUGUCACUGAGGAGGAUGAGGGGCCGCGGCGGAGAUCAGAUAUGUCGAGGAUGAGGAACGACGAGCCGUUCUCUUCAGAGGAGGAGGAGGAGGAUGAGGAGGAGGAGGAGGAGGAGCAGGAGCAGGAGCAGCAGGAGCAGCAGCAGGAGCAGCAGCAGGAGCAGCCACGGCAGCGGACGAAGAGGAUGGCCGUCCGGAAGCAGCCCGCGAGGACGGCACGUCGAGGACGCUACUAGGAUGUGCCCACGUGUUGUUGUGAACUCUAUAUUCAUAAGUAUCGAUUUGUGAACCCUAUGUCAUGUCGAACCAUGGUCUGUAAUGCUACUUGUUGUUUGAAUCUACGUGCUCCAAUGUGACCUAUGAAGUGUUAUAUGUGUAUGUCAUGAAAUUGCUACUUGUUGUGUCCAAUGUUGUACUCGUAACUGUUGGAGUUUGGUAGGAUU